UCUUCUGAGAUUUCAUCUUAUUGUAGGUAAAGAAAAAUGCCUAGGUAUGAUGACCGCCGCGGCAGUGGUACUCGCCUUUAUGUUGGUCACUUAUCGUCAAGGACAAGAUCACGUGAUCUUGAGGACAUGUUUAGCAGAUACGGGAGGAUAGGUUCAGGUGUAGUGAUGAUGAAGUGGGGAGAAAUAGAGCACUUGCCAAGCCCUUGUGGUAGUGCUUGACAUAUGAUCUUCCUUAUAAAAUAUGAGUGAGAAUGUUGCACCCCUCCACGUGUCUGUGUGGUUUAACUUUAAUGAUCUUGUUGAAGGUCUCUUGGCUUUUGCCUAACCUGGAGGUCUAUGGUGAGAGGGUGCCAUGGUGGAUUUGGCGAGUUUUUCUGUAGUGUUAUUGCCUGUUUUUAUCGAAAUGGAACAAUCUCAAAAGUGGUGUUUUUGGUUCAACUGUGAGGGGCGAACUAUCAACCCUUCGAUAAUUGUGUCUUGAUGGCCUUACUGUUUCUGGCACCCGUUUGCGCAGAAUACGUGAUGUGGAUAUGAAGCGCGACUAUGCAUUUGUUGAAUUCAGCGACCCUAGAGAUGCUGAUGAUGCAAGAUAUUCAUUGAAUGGUCGAGACUUAGAUGGAAGCCGUAUCAUUGUUGAAUUUGCCAAGGGAGUGCCCCGUGGCCCUGGUGGGUCUCGUGAUUACCUUGGAAGAGGCCCUACUCCUGGGUCAGGACGCUGCUUCAAUUGCGGAAUUGAUGGUCACUGGGCCCGUGAUUGCAAAGCUGGGGAUUGGAAGAACAAGUGUUAUCGUUGUGGAGAACGAGGCCACAUAGAAAGAAAUUGUCAGAACAGUCCUAAGAAACUAAGCCGUAGACCCCGCAGUUACUCACGCUCACCUAGUCCCCGCCGUGGUAGAAGCAGAAGCCGCAGUUACAGCCGCAGUAGAUCAAGAUCACCUGUGAAGAGAGAGAGGAUUUUCGAGCGAGAAGACAAAAGAUCAAGGAGUCCUAAGCGCCACAGGGGAUCUCCAUCACCAUCUAGGGGGAGGAAGCAUAGUCCAGUGCCUGAUGAAAGAAGCCCGCAAGAGAAAGGUAGCCCUUCCCCUAGGGAAGGCAAGGGCAGGCUUAACAACGGUUCAGAUUACAGUGCAAGUCCAAGGGGAAGAAACAGAAGCCCAGAUCGUGAAGCUGAUGCUGAAGACAAGGAUUAUAAGAACCCUGCGAAAGAGAAAGAAAAUGGCCAGAGCCGCAGCCCUAGCCCACUCCCUAGGGAAGACCGGAGCCCUAUUUAUGAUGAUGAUGAUAAUCAUGCCUCUCCUAGGCGCAGUGAAUCGAAUUAACCGAUGCUUUGGUUUGAAUCGGUAUGCGUUAGUGACAAAUCUCAGUUUGCAACAACUUUUUUAAGUUUUUUUUUUUUAUAUUGGAUUGAUAACUUUUAUUUUUCUUGAACAUCUAGCGCUGUUAAGAUUUAUUAAACUCUUCCAUAAAUUCUCUCCUAUUUUGUGAUGGGUAAAAUUUAGUUUUAUGAUUUCAUAAACUCUGUAUCAAUUACAGAUGGUUCGGAUCCGUUUUGAAUCUGAAUCCAAAUCCGACCAAUUUACUAAGGGGAGGAUCUUUUCUAGUUUUUAUAUCAUUUUAUCUUUAUUUUUA
This is a messenger RNA of Gossypium raimondii (Peruvian cotton), 1629 nucleotides long. Its product is annotated as serine/arginine-rich splicing factor RS2Z33. Gene Ontology annotation, biological process: mRNA splicing, via spliceosome. Gene Ontology annotation, cellular component: nuclear speck. The record is from RefSeq and is a predicted model, not a curated record. Bases 531 to 1319 code for a protein of 262 amino acids. NCBI's taxonomy places the organism in Eukaryota, Viridiplantae, Streptophyta, Magnoliopsida, Malvales, Malvaceae. The transcript has 7 exons. Gene Ontology annotation, molecular function: zinc ion binding; mRNA binding.